Molecule: messenger RNA, 3115 nt
Organism: Galleria mellonella (greater wax moth)
Lineage: Eukaryota; Metazoa; Arthropoda; Insecta; Lepidoptera; Pyralidae
Gene: LeuRS-m
Product: leucine--tRNA ligase, mitochondrial
Exons: 7
Coding region: 329-2953 (874 amino acids)
Biological process (GO): mitochondrial translation; leucyl-tRNA aminoacylation
Cellular component (GO): mitochondrion
Molecular function (GO): ATP binding; leucine-tRNA ligase activity; aminoacyl-tRNA deacylase activity
Source: RefSeq, a predicted model, not a curated record
AUUUGUCCUAAUAUUUAUAUAUAUAUAUAUAUUUUAAUUAUUUUAAUAACAAUAUUUAAUGUAAUUUUUUUUCUGACUACAUUGUCUAUUAAUUGCUUUAUGCCUAAAUUUCAUUAAAUAUAUAUUUGUAAAUAAUGAAAAUGAAAACUUGAACACUUAUAUAAAUCGAAAUUGUAUCAGUUAUUUGAUUUGAAAACAAUUGUACUAUGAUAUCGGAAGUAUAAAUCAGAAUUUAUCAUUAAAAAAAUCAUUUUUACAUUCGUAACAUACAUUAUUUGGAAAUAACACUUAAAUAAUUAUAGAUGAAAUAUCUUAUAAUACUGAGAAAAUGUCAUUUAUUAAGAGAAUAAGGCUUGGCAAUUGUGCUGCAUCAUUACCCAUCUCAAGUUUAUCAAAUAGAAAACUAAGCAGUUUAGGUUUAUGGCAACAAGAUAUAUGUACUGAAAUUAAAGUAAAAAUAGAAAAACAUUGGUCAAGGACUGUAUUAAAUAACAUUAAUAAAGAUUCAGAUAAAGCAUACUAUAUUUUGCCAAUGUUCCCAUAUCCGUCGGGCAAUUUACAUAUGGGGCAUGUAAGAGUUUAUUCUAUAUCAGACACCAUUGCAAGAUUUCAUGCACUAAAUGGUGAAGAUGUUAUUCAUCCAAUUGGGUGGGAUGCUUUUGGUUUACCAGCUGAAAAUGCCGCCAUUGAACGUAAUAUUGCACCUCAUAAAUGGACAAAUGCAAAUAUUAAUUCAAUGAAGCAACAACUGCUCCAGUUGGGUUUAAAUUUUGAUUGGAGUCGAGAAAUAUCCACUUGUGAGCCUCAAUAUUAUAAAUGGACACAAUAUAUAUUUUUGAAACUGUUCGAGAAAGGAAUGGUGUACCAAAGCAAGGCAAAAGUGAACUGGGAUCCAGUAGAUAAAACAGUCUUAGCUGAUGAGCAAGUGGAUGAUUCUGGACAUUCUUGGAGAUCAGGAGCCAAAGUUGAAUCUAAAAUUCUUACUCAAUGGUUUAUCAAAACUACAAAAUAUGCAAAAAAAUUAUAUGAUGGCUUAAAUAGUGAAUACUUAGAGAACUGGAAAGACAUUAUCAAUUUGCAAAAACAUUGGAUUGGAGAAUGUGAUGGAAUUGUUGUAUCAUUCACAAUGAAAGUAGGUAAUAAAGUUAAGCAAUUUGAUGUUUGGACACAUGAACCUUAUAGGUUUAUUCAUGGUAAAUUUUUAACAAUGAGUAAAAAUAAUAUAAUAAUUCAAGAAAUACCGAUUGAAGACACGGGCCAUUUGUUGUGUUACAAUCCUAUUACUAAUACUGAACUACCAAUUUAUAUAACAGAUGAAGUAAAUUAUCCAAUUGGAAGAGAUGUAUAUAUAGCUUCACCAGCAACAAAUCAAGAUGAUCUAAAAUUAGCCAAAUCCUUAAAUAUAUCAGUCAGUAAAAGUGAUAAAGUAAUUGACUUUGAAAGUGAUAAUCACAAAGUUAUAAGUAUUGCUAAUAAUAAAAAUGUGGGUGGUUAUUUUGUAAAUUCAAAACUUAAAGAUUGGCUAAUAUCUAGACAAAGAUAUUGGGGUACACCUAUACCAAUUAUUCAUUGUGAUAAUUGUGGUGCUGUACCCGUGCCAUAUACAGAACUACCUGUUAAGUUGCCAUGCAUUGAAUUUUCAGAAUAUGGUAGUCAAACAUUAACAAAAUUAAAUGACUGGGUUAAUUGUAAAUGUCCAAAAUGUCAUUCUGAUGCUAAAAGAGAAACUGAUACCAUGGAUACAUUUGUAGAUUCGUCUUGGUAUUAUUAUCGGUUUUUAGAUCCUCAGAAUGAAAUAAAACCAUUUGAUAAAGAAAAGCUAUGUAAUAAGGUACCUGUUAAUAUCUAUAUUGGAGGCAAAGAACAUGCUGUACUCCAUUUGUACUAUGCUCGAUUUAUGAGUUAUUUUUUACAUUCGCUUGGAUGGACACCAACAGAAGAGCCUUUCAAGAAACUUCUUGUUCAAGGGAUGGUUAUGGGACAGUCAUACAAGCUAAAAUCGUCUGGAAAAUAUUUACCUCCUGAAAGUGUUGAAAAAAUAGGAAAAGAAUAUAAAGAAAAAAAGUCUGGAGAACCAGUAAUAGUGCAGUGGGAAAAAAUGAGUAAAUCAAAAUAUAAUGGAGAAAAUCCUGAAAGAUUGUUAUCUAAAUAUGGUUGUGAUACAACUAGACUCCUUAUAUUGGCAGAUGUUCCUCCAGCUACUAACAGGAAUUGGUCUGACGCAACAUUACCAGGAGUUUUAAAUUGGCAACAUCGACUAUGGAUUACUAUAAGAGAUUUUCUAAAUUAUAGAAAUAAUACUUCUUUAGAAAAUAACUUAAGUGAUGAAGAAUUUAUGAAAUUAGAAUCAAAAAUAUGGGAAUCCAAAAAUUAUUUUAUUGCAACUAGCACCUAUCAUUUCAAACACACUCAAAAACUUAGUGUUGGUAUUUCAAGAUUGCAAGGCUUAACAAAUACCUUAAGAAAUAAUUUGCCAUGUGAAUUGAUAAGCAAGAGCCAAGAAUUUGAAAAGGCAUUAGCAUGUUUAAUUAUUAUGUUGGCUCCAGUUAUGCCACAUUUUUGCUCAGAGCUCUGGGCUGGUUUCUUAUCAGCUCCCAAUAGAAAAUCUGCAACAACAAAUAAUGUUAUUAAUUGGAAUAAAAAUGUCUUUGAACAAAAAUGGCCAAAGGUUGAUGACAGUUACAAAUUAUCAUUUUUAUGCAAGGUUGAUGGUGCGGAUAGGUGUGAUUUGAAAAUCAGAGCUACAGAACUUGAUAAUUUAAGCCAGGAACAAGCUUUAAGAAUGAUGCUGAAUCAGGAAUCAGUAUCAAAUAGAAUAAAGAAUGAAAUAUCACGAACUAAAUAUGAAUUAUACCCAGGUUGUCGUGCUAUACUACACAUAUUCACAAAAAAGCAACAGAAAAAGCCUAAAAACGAAACUAAAGAACUUGCAGCAAAUAUCCAAGCAAAUUGAAAAUAUGUGUUGGUGUUAUAAGACAAUGAUCUAAAGUCUAUACUACCAAUUAUUACUAUCUAGUACUACCAAUUAGUAUGGUCAGUAUUCUAGAGAUAUAGUAUGCAAAGCAAUGUUGUGAAGUUAAAAAAAUUAUGAUAAUAAAUAAUUAGUUCGAAAAUA